Molecule: messenger RNA, 705 nt
Organism: Chilo suppressalis (striped riceborer)
Lineage: Eukaryota; Metazoa; Arthropoda; Insecta; Lepidoptera; Crambidae
Source: the annotation of a GenBank genome assembly
AUGAUAGUUUCUAUUCUAUUAUUAGAAUCUGACCCGCGCAUAUGUAAUGUUAACGUUGAACGUAGAUCUCCAUGCGACAGAGUGGCACUUUCGACUUGGGAGCAAAGGCACUCAGCAGCACUUCCAGACGAUUUACGUAAUUUUUAUGCUUCUAGUGACGGCUUUCAAUUGACGUGGCAUUAUAAAUAUUCUGCUGAUGAAGUAUUGCCUGUUGGAUCUAUACGCGUGAACACAUUGAACGAAUUAUGCUUAUCACCAGCUUUGAAGGACCUUCUUGAUUUUUCACUUACCCGACCGCAGUCUGAACCUCGACCCGUACUGAAUACUAAAAGCAAAGUAUUUGAGCUAGACACUUGCAGGACUAUCGGAAAGGUUUGUUUGAUCUACACGGGUGGCUCAUGGUCGGUUUGGUUGGCGACUCGUGAAGGCGCUUGGGGUUGGCUGGCUGAUUCCUUCACGCACUAUUUCAGGAUGGCUCUAGUACACAUGGGCUUGCCCGGCUGGCAAGCCACGUUUGCUAAUCUGCCCCUCAUUCCUUGGGCUGAGCAAUUAUUCUUGCUAUUAGCGCCACACUUACUGGACAGGUCUGGGACAGAAACAAACCUGAUCGCAGUCCCCAGCGAGACGGGAUUGAAUCACAUAGAUCCAAACAUCUUUAAAACAUCGGUGCGUCAACAUAAAAAUACUACAAGACAAAGUAAUUAG